Messenger RNA from Necator americanus (New World hookworm), 1395 nucleotides. RefSeq lists its product as uncharacterized. The transcript has 6 exons. The coding region runs from base 1 to 1395 and encodes 464 amino acids. The record is from RefSeq and is a predicted model, not a curated record. NCBI's taxonomy places the organism in Eukaryota, Metazoa, Nematoda, Chromadorea, Rhabditida, Ancylostomatidae.
AUGAUGAACGACCUGACCUCCGAGCUGGGCAGAAGGAAACGAAUGGCUUGGGGAGCAUUUAAGAGCAUCGAGGAUGUAGUGAAGAGGACUAAGAACAUCUGGCUCUGUGCUCAUCUAUUGAGCAACACCUUCUUUCUGCUUUGGCCUACGCCUCGGAAACGUGGGUUUCGCAAGCAGGAGGAAAAUGCGAUCAGCGUCAUAGAACGCGGAAUUGAAAAGGUGAUGCGAGUAGUAACCCGCUUUACCCAAGGGAAAGAAAGGAUUCGAAUUCAUUCCUACAUCACUAAUCGAAGAUCAGAGACGCCGCCGCAUAUGCCAAGCAAAGCAAAAUUGGGUGGGCCGGAUGCGUUUCAGCGACAAUCGUUGAACCAGAGCAGUAAGCGACUGGAUACCACGCGACAUCAAACGCACCGUAGGAAGACCGCUGUCCAUGGAGCGACCAAUGUACCCGUAGCAAUUUGUUCGGAAGGGGCAAGUCCAGAACGUCCGUUUGUACGACCACCGAAUGCAACCGCAAAAGAGCUCAUUGAAAUUCACAGAAACUAUCGUCAAGGUGCAAAUCAAGAGUGGCCUGUGUUCCUACCGCCAAAUAUGGAUGAAGAUUUGCAGAACCUGGAGCAUCCGGAUCCUGCAAAACGGCCUCGCUAUUUGCCAUUAGCGCCCCCUUAUCACCUACUACCUAAUACGUCAUUCUUUCGCAGGACGAGCAUAAAACCUCCCCCUACCUACAGCACUGAUGGCUUACCUCCUCUUAAACGAAUAAUCAAUCGAUAUCUCGCCAGUAUCCUGGUGGACCAUAUGAAAUUUGAGGAGAGUCUCAGGUUUUUGAUAGAAGAGCGGAAGACAUACAUGAGAGUGGAACAGACAAGAAAAGGUGAUGAGUUGAAAGACAGUGAUGACAGGGAAUCGAAGACAAGAACUAAACUUGAAGAGUUCAUGGCGGAAGGUGGAUGGAAGCAAUACCGUAAACCUUGGAACGGAGGCAAUCUUCCUCCGCCAGUACCUGGUUACUUCACAAGUGUGCCAUUAAUUCCUGGGAACAUAAAUGUCACGCGGGAAAUGAAUGGACGUGCUCCCGUAGAAUAUCAGCAGCAAAGAACGGCUCACGGUUUUAUAUACAUACCUUAUUGUGCAACAGAGAUCUACACAGAAAGAGGACCCAGCGUCACAGAUCCACCCGUCACGCCACUAAAUAUGUCAUUCGAAGGGCAUCAAGAACAGGACCAUAAAUCAGAGUCAGACGAAGAAACAGUUAAUCAAGAAGAUACUGCACAAGCUACCUUCGGGGUAAUAGCUACGGAGAGAUACGCAAGUUUUUCACUCACUGCAGAUACCAUGAGCAUGAAGUUUACUGAAAAAUGUGUUAGUUUGUGUCGGUCUCCUAAGCAUGGAUAA